This is a messenger RNA of Lathyrus oleraceus (garden pea), 1659 nucleotides long. RefSeq lists its product as uncharacterized. The coding region runs from base 1 to 1659 and encodes 552 amino acids. NCBI's taxonomy places the organism in Eukaryota, Viridiplantae, Streptophyta, Magnoliopsida, Fabales, Fabaceae. The transcript has a single exon. The record is from RefSeq and is a predicted model, not a curated record.
AUGGGAUCGAACAAGAGGAGCACGUACUCGUACAAGUUCAAAGAUCCUAAAUUAGACAGCCUACAAGAAUUGGUUUCUCAGCUCCAUCUAGUCUACAAGAUCAACUUUGGGAAGGAUUAUGGCAAUCUGCUCAGUCUCUUGAACAAAGAAGCAGACCCACUGGUACUUUUGACCUUGGCCCAAUUCUAUGAUUCGCCAAUGAGAUGUUUCACCUUCCAGGAUUUUCAAAUAGCACCAAUGUUGGAGGAAUUUGAACAUCUUGUUGGUAUUCCCAUAAAAAACAAACUUCCAUUUAUGGGUGUCGAAGGGAUCUUGGAACAUGAAGUUAUAGCCGAUGCCCUUCACAUGCAUAAGAAGGAGGUUACUGCGAACCUGAGAGUGAAAGGAAAUACCAAAGGGUUUCCACUCAAUUUUCUUAUAGAGAGAGCUUACACCCUAUUGGAGGCCCAAAGUUGGGAGGCUUUCUACGCUACUAUUGCCUUGGCUAUUUAUGGAAUCGUUCUGUUCCUAAACUUUGACGAUUUUGUAGACAUGACUGCCAUUUGCAUCUUCCUCACGAAGAAUCCAGUGCCUACCCUUCUUGCUGAUGUGUUCUAUUAUAUGACUUGGAUAAGUGCAAAGAAGGGAGGAAUGGUUGCUUGCUGUGCCCCUCUAUUGUACACAUGGUUGCAGACCCAUCUUCCAAAUAGGGGUCGCUUUGUGGAUCAGAAGGAUGCUAGUUGGCCCCAGAGGUUGGGAUCACUCCGAUCCAGCGAUAUUUCCUGGUACUCUAGGGAGUAUGAUGGUACAGAAAUCAUAUCCAGUUGUGGGGACUUCCCCAACAUACCACUCAUUGGUACUCGAGGUUGUAUUAAUGCUAAUCCAGUCUUAUCCAUGAGACAACUUGGGUACCCAAUGGAGGGACCUCCUAAGGAGAAGUUUUGGGAAGCCUUUUUGCUGCAUGACCUAGGAGUUGAGAAUCCGACUUUGUUUGCAAGGAUCAAGAAGGCAUGGGAAAAGGUCAAUAGGAAAGGUAAGGCUGACCUAGGAAAGAAGAAUUGUAUCACCAAAGAGCCAUACUUUCAAUGGAUAAAAGAAAGAGUAAGAUCGAUCAAGAUGCCUUUCAAAAUAGAGAUGUAUGGUCCUCUUCCCGAGCCUAAACCUUCUCAUGUCCCAAUUGAGGAGGCAGAAGGACUCCGAGCUUCUUUAGAGAAACUUACAAAGGAAAAUGAAGAGCUGUUGAAGAACCUACACCUGAUCACUAAUGAAAAGAAUGAGUUUAAAUGGAAACUCGAGAGGAAUAAAACGCAGCUUCAGGUAAAUAUGGAAAAGGUGGAUAAGGAAGAGUAUAAGAGAAAAAGAGUCAAGCAUGGGUUAGAUCAGGCUGACAGCUGCUUGAAUACCGUCAAAAGCCAACUGAGAAAGGCUGAGAGGGAUUGUCGUGAGAAAGAGAAAUGGUGGAAGCUCGCCACAAAGCAAAAGAAGGAGAUAAGAGAGACACUUGAGGCUGAGAUAGCCAACCUCAAUGUUUCACUUUGUGAAUCAAACGAAAGGGAAGAACGGGAACGCCGCAGUAAAGAGAAUGCUCUGGUUGCUACUCAAGUUACACCUGAAAUGUGGAAAGGAAAGUGCCAGGAGGCUGAAAAUGCUAAUGAGUGGGAACGAUACUGGAGAGGUUGA